GGGGCUGGAGCUUGGUCGUCUGCAGCGGCGGCGGGCGACUCUCUCUUCCAGUGGAGAAAUGUGCGCAGGUUGAAGACAAGAACGGCAUCCCCGUUUGCAGUUUCAAGGUUCCGGCUGCCACGCAGCCCCACGACACGGAGGGCAAAGUGCAAAUUGAACACACGACAAGCGGCCAUCACGGCGGAAAGCCUCUCGGACCACCCUCGCAAGGCGGCGCCUCCAGUCCGAUGUCCUGUCCUCCCACCACGGUGUGAUGUGUCAUGGCGCCGGUGCUGACUGGAGUGUGGUGGGGGCCGGAGGCGGGCGUGGUCUGGUCAGGGGCGGCGGCUGCGGGAGGCGGGGAGGCGGCGAACCUGCCGGGCGGCGGGCAGCUGCUCCUGGCGGUCACCCUCAGCGCCCUGGCCGCCCUGCUGCUGGUGUCCGUGGUGCUGCUGCUGUGCACGAGCUGUCAGGGGCAGAAGAAAGCAGUCGGUGGGCCUCCUGCAGGAGACCGUGUGGACCUCAUGGAUGGAACAUCGGAUAAGGAGGCCAUCAGCCAAUCGCCCGAAAGCCCCGUGACGGACGUGGGGGUCAGCAGCUCCCACAACGGACCUCGAACCAGCGGUACCAUCCUCACAGAAGCCAGCAGCCCCCAUCCCUCAGAGGACAUACCCUCCAGCCAAUCAGAGCACAGGUCCUCCAAGUGUCCUCAGGACCGCGAGCUCCCCAGCAUCCCGGCCAACGGUUCCCUGAUCAGGGACGCGCCCCCACCUUCGUCAGGGGACAGCACCUACGAGGUGGUGAAAGACAUGGCGGCGACGUCCCGCGACAUCAGCAUCGAGGACUCCCUCUACGAGACGGUCAAGGAGCUGAAAGACCCCCCGAAGAAGCUGGCCCUCGCCAACGGUACGGCCGCCCCGUCGCCCCUCCGUGGCCCCCUCCUCCUCAACGGCCACGUCAGCCCCAGCACGGUGGAGUACGCCUCGGUGGACCGCAACAAGAAGAGCCGCAACAGCGCCGACCUGGAGGCCAAGCGGCGCUCUGCCGACAAUAACUACAACGGCCGCGGCUGUGGCGCCACCCCCGCUUGCAAGGAACCCGACGAUUUGCCCCCGCCGGUGCCGGAGAAGGUUCUGGAUGAGAACGACAACCAGGCCGUGCUGGCGAACGGCGUUGGCGCGGUCCUGCACAACGGAAAGCUCCACUCCCCCCCGUCUCCAGCACCAGGGCUCCACAACAAAGUUCCAUCAUCAGACAACGAGCCUUCAGCGUAUUCGUCGGUGGACGGAACCAACCACGCUGGCGCCAACCCGGAGGACAAGGAGCACGACUACAGCAGCAUCGCCGAGCUCAAAGGCCUCAUCCCGGCCGGCUCCUCCAGCGACCUCUACGCCACCGUACACGAUGUCUACGCCCGGCCGGGGGAGCCCUCGGCGGCCGGGGACGGCGCCGACCCCGGCUACGAGAGCAUCCGCAUCCCAAAGACUGGCAGCUCGGACGAGGAGCGCAGGGAAGGCGAGGGCGCCAAGGCCGAGCCCGACUACGAGAGCGUGGGGGAGUUGGGUCUGAGCCGGGAAACGUCUCGUCUUUGAGUCUUGUCCUUCUUUGUCGUCAGCACCUCCUUAGAGACUCUAGUCCACUUUCAGCUUGAUGGUCUAGUCCACAUGCAUGUCCAUGUUGCAGCUUAGGAUGGUCUAGUCCAUGUUACAGCUUAGGAUGGUCUAAUCCACGUUACAGCUUAGGAUGGUCUAGUCCACAUGCAUGUCCAUGUUGCAGCUUAGGAUGGUCUAGUCCAAGUUGCAGCUUAGGAUGGUCUAGUCCAUGUUACAGCUUAGGAUGGUCUAGUCCACACGCAUGUCCAUGUUGCAGCUUAGGAUGGUCUAGUCCACGUUACAGCUUAGGAUGGUCUAGUCCACGUUACAGCUUAGGAUGGUCUAGUCCACAUGCAUGUCCAUGUUACAGCUUAGGAUGGUCUAGUCCAUGUUACAGCUUAGGAUGGUCUAGUCCACAUGCAUGUCCACGUUGCAGCUUAGGAUGGUCUAGUCCAUGUUACAGUUUAGGAUGGUCUAGUCCAUGUUACAGCUUAGGAUGGUCUAGUCCAUGUUACAGCUUAGGAUGGUCUAGUCCACAUGCAUGUCCACGUUACAGUUUAUGUUGGUCUGCCCCAACGUUGGUCUCAUUAAUCAAGCAGGGUGAAUGUCGUUGGUACUAACGGUAGCAAACACCUCUCCUGUCGCCGACAUAUCUCUACGGACUCGAUGCCAACUAAGUAUCCACUCACGUGCUGCAUUUCGAAGGAUUCAGUUCUCAUGACCUCGUAGGACCAGGUUCCGAGUCCCAUCAUCUGCAUUCAUGUUGUUGAAAAUGAAGGUACGGUUCAAAUGCAAAAGUUUGGAGACACUUUGUCAUGUUAUUCAAUGGGAUAGUGUCUUAGUACCUUUGUGUUCCAGCUCCCACUCGAUCAGCCCCCGGGGAGGACCGCUUAAAUCAGGCUUCGCUACACAUCUUAAAAUGCAGCCCGGUAUAACUGGCACACAGCUUCACAAUUCUCAGCAAGUAUGUUUUGUGAAGGUUACACCUGUACCAGACAGUACAGUAUCUUUAGGAUGUCUGGUGGGAUACGUAGUGGUCGUCUUUGAUCACCACGUUUCUCAUUUAGAAGAGAAUACUUAGCCCACACAACUUUUGGCGGAUUGUUUUGCUUAUUUGAAGUAUUUCAGUGUACAAAGUGGGGGGGAUUUAGCCCAUCAUCCACAAUCCUUAUGUAAGAAUUGAACACACAUAUUUUGUCUUAUAUAAAAUGCUAGCGCUAAUGCUUAAAAAUAACCAAAACAAUGCUGUAAGUAUUACAUGUUAUCGUGAAUGUAGCCGUUAUGACAUGCUUACAGCAAGGAUAUACAACCUUGUUGGCGGUUUGUGGAAGUGUUAUAGUUUAUGGCGAAAUAGGUAUGUCCCAUUCUGUGCAUUAAUUAGCUGCCUCUUUUUAUCUGUUUUUAUACCUUUAGAAUGCACAGAAAAGAGAAAGACGUGCGUUCACGUCUUACAUAACGAUUGUGGAUUGAUGUAGCGUGAGAGUAAAAGUAUCUUUGUCGACAAAAAUAAGCACUUUUGACCUCACGUUCCGAUGUUUUCAUCUUGCUCAGAUUGCCGCAUUGUGCAGUCGGCUGCUUUUCCAUGCAGUCCGUGUCGACCUUCCAUGUGAAAAUUCCUAUUUAUUUAAGGCUUUAUGAUGACACGCACGCGUCUCCUCGUUUUGUGAGGGUUUUUGCGAGAUUGUGAGAUACGUGUUCUUUCAUCGGCCAUCGGCGAUAUCCGUGUGCCAAUGUGAAGGAGAGAAAAUUCCUCUUGGACUUUUAGAGAUUUUGUAGCGCUUUAAUAGAAGAGAAGAAAAAAAAGAGAAGAUAACAAUUGUAAUGGUACCUUGAUUUUUUCAGCUAUGUCAGCUAUAUUCAAACAGGAUCCAUAUACUCUUGUAUUCUUAUGAUUAUUAUUCUUAUGAUUAUUAUUAUCAAGGCAGACUACGUUGUGUACUUUGUUGUCGGUACAUUGUGUCGUCGUCACUCCGUGAAAGCUAUGGAGCACAAGGUUUUUCAAAAUGUGGUACAGUAUCAUUUGUUUUCUUUAACCAGCUCGUGCACAAUUUCAAUAUCUUAGCGCUUUUGUAUGGUAGCACUACGCAGCACACGCACAGAGCACUACUUUAAUCUGUGAAAGCUUUCCUGUACAACGUUGCUCCCAUUUUUACUACUAGAAGAGCACUGAUGGCCUUAUUCCAAAUGGAGAAAAACAUAUUGGUACAUUGUGUCGGUACAUUCUUUUUUUGUGGUACUUUUAUUUAAAAAACAAAAAAACAAAAACUGUUUUGUGUAAAUGUUGAGCGGAAAAUAAAUCCUGUACAUGUUUUUUAGUGUGUAUGUGUGUCUUCAAAUAAAUAAAAAGACAUUCAUCCUGAAUUGACUGCUGUGAAAUUUCACAAAUUUUCCCAACUAUGAGCAUAAAGAGAAUGUUUUUUGUGCAGUAACGUGGAGGUUUAGGAAAUAAUGGGAAUUUUAGAGUCCUCAAAACAUGAGUUAACACCCCCAUAGUGACAUUUACAUUUGUAUUACCAAUGUUCUGUAGUAGAUUAAGACA
Messenger RNA from Doryrhamphus excisus (bluestripe pipefish), 4110 nucleotides. It is a transcript of the gene pag1, whose product is annotated as phosphoprotein membrane anchor with glycosphingolipid microdomains 1. Gene Ontology annotation, biological process: negative regulation of T cell activation; intracellular signal transduction. The record is from RefSeq and is a predicted model, not a curated record. Gene Ontology annotation, cellular component: plasma membrane; membrane raft. Lineage: Eukaryota; Metazoa; Chordata; Actinopteri; Syngnathiformes; Syngnathidae.